GUUUGCUUUGUCUUUGCUGCUUCUUAGGAGGAUGUUGCGGUUCGCGCUCCAAGAAAACCCGGGUCGGGGGAUGGGCCUGGGCCUGGUGGUUGGUCACGGAUGUCCAAAGGCUAUCCUUGGAGGUCAUGACUCUGAAUCCUGUGUGCGAAAGCGUCGAGACGGCUCAGGGUGUGCCUUUGACCGUGACUGGUGUCGCCCAAGUGAAAAUCAUGAAGAACGACGAGCUUCUCCAAACGGCCUCGGAACAGUUCUUAGGCAAGAAGGAGCACGAAAUCAAAAGUACCGUGCUUCAAACCCUCGAGGGUCAUCUCAGAGCCAUUUUAGGCACCCUCACCGUGGAAGAAGUGUACAAAGAUCGGGACCAAUUCGCUUCCCUGGUACGCGAAGUGGCAGCUCCGGAUGUGGGUCGAAUGGGCAUUGAGAUCCUAUCCUUUACAAUCAAAGAUGUGUACGACAAUGUCACAUAUUUGGCCUCACUAGGCAAAGCCCAAACUGCCGCUGUUAAAAGAGACGCUGAAAUUGGAGUGGCUCAGGCCAACCGAGACGCCGGAAUUCGUGAAGCUGAAUGCGAAAAGGCUGCUAUGGACGUUAAGUACAAUACUGACACCAAAAUUGAGGACAAUUCUAGAGCGUUCAAGUUGCAAAAGGCUAACUUUGACAAAGAAGUGAACACCGCCAAAGCCGAAGCUCAAUUGGCCUACGAGCUCCAAGCUGCCAAAAUUCAACAGCGUAUCAGAAAUGAAGAAAUUCAAAUUCUAGUGGUUGAAAGAAGGAAGCAGAUCGAAAUCGAAGAGCAAGAGAUUCGACGAAAAGAAAAGGAGUUGAUGUCCACUGUCAAAUUACCCGCAGAAGCCGAGGCCUACAAAGUUCAAACCAUUGCCGAAGGAAAGAGAACGCAAACGGUGGAGUCUGCUCGGGCCGAGGCUGAGAGGGUCAGGUUGACCGGCGCCGCAGAAGCUAGAGCCAUUGAAGCUGUUGGACGGGCGGAAGCUGAGAAGAUGAGAAUGAAGGCUUCCGCCUAUAAGCAAUAUGGCGAUGCGGCGGUCAUGGCGUUGGUCUUGGAAGCCUUGCCUCAAAUCGCUGCCGAAGUGGCUGCACCUUUGGCCAAAACGGAUGAAAUUGUUCUUUUGGGUGGAGCAGAUCGAACCACAACUGAAGUGAACAAACUCCUCGGACAAUUACCGCCCGCCAUUCAAGCCUUAACUGGAGUGGAUCUUACUGGAGCUCUUGGCAAAAUCCCUGGUGCCACCACCGUUAAAGCUUAACUCACUGCAUUUCGCUCUCAAAAGUUUUGUUUCGAAGGCUCUUCGAAACAAAAAUCGCAAAAAGUUAUUGCAAUGGUGAGGCCUAACAGACUCAAAGCGGAUGGUUUCUAAAUCCUUCGAUUAUUUCACUUUUCUAGUCUCCAUGCAACCCCAUGUAACUCGAAGCAAAUUCAAUUGAAACUGGAUAAAGGCCAUAAUGGCCGGCGAGUUUCCAUAUGUUUACAUUCACUAUCGAAUCUAUACUUACGAAGCCGUCUCACUCAAUUUUGUAGCCGUAUUGUGCAAUUUUAUGUUAAUAAAAGAAGUCCUAAACUUGUCCCCCCCCCAAAAAAAAAAGAAAUAAAACUUCAAAAUCAAGAGCAAUUUUA
Molecule: messenger RNA, 1633 nt
Organism: Tigriopus californicus
Lineage: Eukaryota; Metazoa; Arthropoda; Copepoda; Harpacticoida; Harpacticidae
Gene: Flo2
Product: flotillin-2-like
Exons: 10
Coding region: 126-1265 (379 amino acids)
Biological process (GO): regulation of myoblast differentiation; protein localization to plasma membrane
Cellular component (GO): plasma membrane
Source: RefSeq, a predicted model, not a curated record